AUGCCUACUGUUCCCACAUCCCUUACCGAAGCCGAUCUGAACUGGUUCUACCGUCUUGAGCUAAGGACGGUAGACUCCUUUGACGAAUUAAAGCAGAUUUUCCUCAAUCACUUCAUGAUCCAGACAGAUCGCUUGUACUCUGCCGAUGAUCUGUACAUGAUUCGGCAAAGAGAAGACGAACCCCUACGGGAGUAUGCUGCGCGCUUCAGUCACAAUACUCAAGGUGUCCAGAAACGGACGAUAGGGCAGCCUACGACGCCUUCAAGAGUGGCCUUCGGUCCUCUCAUUUCCGGUAUCUCGUGCACAGUAGUAACUGGCGCACAUAUGACGAGUUGA
This is a messenger RNA of Prunus armeniaca (apricot), 336 nucleotides long. Lineage: Eukaryota; Viridiplantae; Streptophyta; Magnoliopsida; Rosales; Rosaceae. The record is from the annotation of a GenBank genome assembly.